AUGAACAAGUUUGUCGCUUGCUUGGUUCUCAUCAUUGUUUCGGUUGUCUUCGGCGCCACUGCUGAAAUUGUGAGUUUUCGAGUUUGGCUGAAAUUUUUGAGCUCAAUUCAUUUUUCAGAGAGCAAAACGUGCCAUCAAUCCAUUCUUAGAUUCCAUGGGAAAACGUGCCAUCAACCCAUUCCUUGACUCAAUGGGCAAACGAUCCUACCGAGUUGUGUCACUCCCAGAAAAAAGGUAAUGAAGUUCUCUAGAUGAAUUUUUCAUUGAAAAAUCUAAUAUUUUCAGAUACUUCGACAGCUUGGCUGGACAAUCAUUGGGAAAACGUAGCGCGUUCGAAGAAUAUUACCAAUAA
Messenger RNA from Caenorhabditis angaria, 352 nucleotides. Lineage: Eukaryota; Metazoa; Nematoda; Chromadorea; Rhabditida; Rhabditidae. The record is from the annotation of a GenBank genome assembly.